GCCUACAUCCUCACCUUGUGCCAAUUUCGCCCAAUUCUCUUAUCUCCGCCCUCCCGCUCCCGCUCCCGCUCCCGCUCCGAACCUUCGCCUUCGUGAACCAACCUUGCCGGUAAAGUCGCCAUUAGAGCAAGCUUCGAAGGCAACAACGUGAUCCCAGCUUACAGAGACCACCGAAACUCCCAUCUCUCCCAUCCUUCCGCUCCGCUUCUACCAGAAACCAUUGAGGAUGCUAAGCCUGAUUCUGUUCGCCCGAAUCAGCGUCAUUUUAGGAUCUAACAAAUCUCAGGAUUUAACGAGACACGGAGAUGCAUUUUGCCUUUUGGCAGUAUUUCGCCUAAAUCCUGCUUAAAAACGGCUACCAAACAUGGGGAUACAUUCAUGGAAUCCUUUCUUCCCACUCGUGCAUCUCAGCUCUCCUAACUUGCAAAAAAGAGUCGUCGGGCCUUCAAAAGCCAGCAAUGCUUGGCGGCUUCGAUCGAAGACUCCUCCAGCGCUUCCGAGCUUCUGUCGCCCGCUCACAAUGGCGCUUCCACUUCUCUUCCCCCCACAUUUUCUGCAAUUCCGACGACGACGACUCACAGGAUCCUCCAUGGACCGCCUCCAACCACCUCUUCCAUAAACAUCCCCGUCUCCUCUUCCUCGAAAGAUGCAAAUCUGUCCGUUGCCUCAACCCUAUCCUCGCCUACACCAUCGUAUCCGGACUAUUUCACAACCCCUUCGUCGCCAGCCGCAUCCUUCAUUCCUCGACCGUCAUAUCUCCCCGAAACCUCUCUCUUCCCUUCGUCAUCUUCUCCCAAAUGUCCCGACCCAAUCUGUUCUCCUGGAAUGCCAUGAUCAAAACCCUAGCAGUGACCCCAUCCUCGUCACUUUCGCUCUUUGCCGAAAUGCGCCGGAAAGGUGUUUCUCCAGAUCACUACACCCUUCCAUGUCUUCUCUCGUCCUGCACUUCCAUGGACGAUCUCGAUCGAGGUAGGUUGAUCCACGCAUCUUCUUUCGUGUUUGGGUUCGAAUCGAACCUUUUUAUGCAAACGCGGCUGCUGGCAAUGUACAUGGAUUGUGGGGAUUUAGUGAACGCCCAACGCAUGUUCGACGAAAUGCCGAACCGAGAUGUCGUCAUUUGGACUUCGAUGAUCUCUGGUCUGACACGGCAGGGAUGUCAUGAACAAGCUCUUGAAGUUUUUAGUAAGAUGAGGACUGAUGAUGAUUCCAUCAUCAGGCCUAACAUUGCAACCAUGAUCUCAGCCAUGUCCGCUUGCUCCGGCUUAGCAUCUUUGAAUCACACCAAAAACCUCCAUUCUUGCUUCGUGAAAACCGGAUUCGAAGAUCAUGUUUUUGCUGGCAAUUCUUUGAUAGCUGCUUAUGUUAAGUGUGGCAGCAUGACUUGCGCGCAUCAAGUGUUUGAUCUUAUGACGGACCGAGACGUGCAUUCCUGGACUGCGGUCAUUACGGGCCUCGCCUUGAACGGGCAUGGUCAAGAUGCCAUUUUUCUGUUCUCUCGGAUGUUAAGAGAUGGUUUAAUACCAGAUUCAACCACAUUUGUUGCGGUUCUCUCUGCGUGCAGUCAUGCCGGGUUGGUAAAUGAAGGGAUUGAGAUAUUUGAAUCCAUGGAAUGGGAGUUCGGAAUUAAGCCAGAGCUGGUGCAUUAUGGUUGUAUCGCUGAUCUUUUCGCUAGAACCGGGCAUUUACAUCGGGCGUACGAGUUCAUCUCGAGCAUGCCGAUGGAACCCAAUUUAAAGAUUUUGGGAUCAUUGUUGAGUGCUUGUAGUGUUCAUGGAGAUUUAAAGUUGGGUGAGCUUCUUUCUAGGAGAAUCGAUGCUUCGAUGAGUCAAUGUAGAGGAGGAGCGAGCUCGAUUCUGUCGAACUUGUAUGCAAUCAGUGGGCAAUGGGAGGAUGUCAUGUUGAUUAGGAGAGGGAGAAGAGGGGAAGGUGAUAAGCCUGCUGGUCGUAGCUGGAUUAAGUAAGAGGUUUUGUGCAAGAGUUUGUUCUAGCAAAUAGGCCACACACAUUAAGAAAAUUGAGUGGGGAUUAAACGGGUUGGUUGAAGUCUUGGAAUGAGUUUUGUAAAUAAUUACAGAGAAAAUGCAUUGCAUCAUGUUUAUGAUUAAUUUUUUGAAAGAAUUUGCAUAUAUGCUUGAGUUUAUGAUGUUGGUUUAUUAUAUUUGUUUAGGGCUUCAUGUUUUUGGAUGAGGUAAGGAUAUGUGCAUUGACAAAAUAUUUUAAUGAUUUGUAGUUCCCAUUGAAUCCAUAACUUUCUAAAGAGAGUCAGCAAACAAGGUCAAAUCCACCAAUCCAAUAAACAAGAUUUUAAGC
Molecule: messenger RNA, 2310 nt
Organism: Phalaenopsis equestris
Lineage: Eukaryota; Viridiplantae; Streptophyta; Magnoliopsida; Asparagales; Orchidaceae
Product: pentatricopeptide repeat-containing protein At4g21065-like
Exons: 1
Coding region: 459-1961 (500 amino acids)
Biological process (GO): RNA modification
Molecular function (GO): RNA binding; protein binding
Source: RefSeq, a predicted model, not a curated record